GCGCUAUAAACGGCGGGGCCGCGGCGGCUGCGGGCGGCGGCACGGACGGCGGGCACGGCGCGAGCACCCCGCGCUCGGCGGCCCGGGAUCGCAGCGCGCACCCACGCAGCACACGCGGACCCGCGGGCGCCCACGCGGCCGAGCAGAGACCCAGCGAUGACUCUGAACAAUGUCACCAUGCGCCAGGGCACCGUGGCCAUGCAGCCACAGCAGCAGCGCUGGAGCAUCCCAGCGGACGGCAGGCAUCUGAUGGUUCAGAAGGAGCCCCACCAAUACGGCCAGCGCAGCCGUCAUUCUGCUGCCCCGGAGGACCACUGCCGCCGGAGCUGGUCUUCCGACUCCACAGACUCAGUCAUCUCCUCCGAGUCGGGGAACACCUACUACCGGGUGGUGCUCAUAGGGGAGCAGGGGGUGGGCAAGUCCACUCUGGCCAACAUCUUUGCAGGUGUGCAUGACAGCAUGGACAGCGACUGCGAGGUGCUGGGAGAAGAUACAUACGAACGAACCCUGAUUGUUGACGGGGAAAGUGCAACGAUUAUACUCCUGGACAUGUGGGAAAACAAGGGAGAGAAUGAAUGGCUCCAAGAUCACUGCAUGCAGGUCGGGGAUGCGUACUUGAUUGUCUACUCCAUCACGGACCGAGCCAGCUUUGAGAAGGCAUCUGAGCUGCGAAUCCAGCUCCGCCGGGCUCGGCAGACAGAGGACAUUCCUAUAAUUUUGGUCGGCAACAAAAGUGACCUGGUGCGGUGCCGGGAAGUGUCUGUAUCAGAAGGGAGAGCGUGUGCUGUGGUGUUCGACUGCAAGUUCAUUGAGACCUCCGCAGCUGUCCAGCACAAUGUGAAGGAGCUGUUUGAGGGCAUCGUGCGGCAGGUCCGCCUUCGGCGGGACAGCAAGGAGAAGAAUGAGCGGCGGCUGGCCUACCAGAAAAGGAGGGAGAGCAUCCCCAGGAAAGCCAGGCGCUUCUGGGGCAAGAUCGUGGCCAAAAACAACAAGAAUAUGGCCUUCAAGCUCAAGUCCAAAUCCUGCCAUGAUCUCUCUGUGCUCUAGGCACCCAGAGUCGCCCAGAUGUCCCCCUGAUGGACGUCAUCGAACACCAUUGGGACUGAUAAUCUAUAUUAGAUUGGAUCCUUAAGUAUUAUUACAUAUGGCUUCUCCCAUUGUAGCUGGGAAUUAGUGUGUUAGCCUUAAGGGCAACAUAAUGCAUGGGAAAUGAAAGAUCUUUGUAAAAUCAGUAUUUAUUUACAGGAAAAAGCCUGACCUGGCUACUUGAACACCCAAGACUCAUUAGAGGACAUGUUUGGUGUUCACUUGUGUUCCUCUCUCCUUUGGAUAGUAGAGAAUUGAAGCCUACAAAAGAAUGCUCAGAACGAGAGCUUUUCAUCAUUAAAAUUUCACCCAGUGUUCUGAUACAUGAAUUUGAGGCCAUUAGGUCAUACACAAAUGUAGGAAAGCCUUUAAGGGAUUUAUUCAAAGGAGGGAGAACUUCUUUCUCUGUACCUUGUAUUCAUGGAGCUAGAAUUAUAGAACCGGGCUCAUCAGAAUCAUGACCAUCAUGGCUCCAUCAAGCUGUGAAAUGAAAUGGUGCACCUUGCUGGAAGCUAAAGCUUAGUGAACAAUUUUUGUUCAGCGCCCACAGUCGGGGAUCCAGAAAUUUGUAGAAUUGGGAACUGAUACAGAUACUACUUAUGGGAUCAAAAAGUCAUGUCUUUGCUUCUGUGUCUUGUAAUUUUUUGUUUAGGGGAAAAUUAUUUUAAUCAUUCUACUCAGUCAAACCACCUUUUAUGUUUCAUUGUUUUUAAAGUCAUGGGGCCAUCAUGAAAAUAUUUUAAAAAUUUGAAUUAUUGAUAACCUGGAGUGCAAAAUGCCAAAUUUUGAAAUAUGAUCAAAGGUCUGAAUUUUUAUAAAACACAAAACAUAAAUACUUCCAGUACUUUGGGUUGACCAUUGUAUGCCACAGCUCUGCUCUAUUUAUUGUUAUUUUGCAAAAUAAUAACCAUUUUAACAUUUGAUAAAGCAUAUUUAUGAGCAUAUUUCUUAAUAGGAAAAAUGUCCAUUUUAUUACCAUUUUCUACCUUUUUCAGAAUAUGCAAGUUUUUACCUAUGUGUCUUAUAAUAAAAGAAAUAAAAUCU
This is a messenger RNA of Prionailurus viverrinus (fishing cat), 2130 nucleotides long. RefSeq names its product GTP binding protein overexpressed in skeletal muscle (gene GEM). The record is from RefSeq and is a predicted model, not a curated record. Gene Ontology annotation, cellular component: plasma membrane. Gene Ontology annotation, molecular function: GTP binding; GTPase activity; calcium channel regulator activity. Lineage: Eukaryota; Metazoa; Chordata; Mammalia; Carnivora; Felidae. The coding region runs from base 157 to 1047 and encodes 296 amino acids. Gene Ontology annotation, biological process: negative regulation of high voltage-gated calcium channel activity. The transcript is spliced from 5 exons.